GUUGACUGACACCACCUCGAACGGAAUCUCAAACGGUCAAGAAGGAAAGAAAGAAAGUUAAAGAAGACAACAAGUGAAGCAUUCAUCGAUUCAUCAUCGACAUAAUUCCAAUUGAAACACGAAAUACACUUAACUACUUCAUCACCAUCACCAAUCAUCAAUCACCAAGAACAACAAUCAAUCAUCAUCCAAUUAACAAGCAACAACAACAGCUCAUAAUUUAUUUUAACUUCAGUACUUCAUCAUAUUCAAUCUACAAAUCUAGAUAAUUUCAAAUCAACACUAUCCAUCAACUUAUAACUUCAACUCAUUCGAUAUUAUCAUUUACCUAUCUGAUUCUUAAUCGACAUGGGUAACAACCCUUCAAAGAAGCUCAAGACUAAGUUCAGAGACCGAGAUUCAAAUGAUGAUCCUGACUCUUCUAACUUCCAUCAAACUCAAAACGAGCCUUCCUCUCUCUCUGCGAAUCGAAAGUCAGCUUAUAUUGAUCCUUCAAUGAUUCAUCGCACACAUGAUUCAAUCACAUCACUUCCUUCCCUCGAUCAAGCUGGCCCAUCAAAACCUGCACUCACUGCUUCUGGUAAUGAACAAUCAACUGAUUCUUCCAAUGAACCUUCCACCAUUCUCUCCACCUCGAAUCACCUCACAGGCCCUGUGGGUAACAACAUCAAAGCUUUACCUGCCAGUAUCGGUACAGCUAAUACACAAGCUCAAACAUUUGAUAUCGAUGAGAUGAUCACUCGUCUCUUGGAUGUUGGAUAUAGUACCAAGAUCACCAAAUCGGUCUGUUUGAAGAAUGCUGAGAUCACUGCAAUUUGCUUAGCUGUUCGAGAAGUCUUCCUUAGUCAACCUACACUCAUCGAACUCAGUCCUCCAGUCAAGAUUGUAGGCGAUGUACACGGUCAAUACAGUGACUUGAUUCGAUUGUUCGAGAUGUGCGGCUUUCCUCCAUCCGCUAAUUAUCUCUUCCUAGGAGAUUACGUCGACCGUGGCAAACAGAGUCUCGAGACAAUCUUGUUAUUGUUGUGUUACAAGAUCAAAUAUCCUGAAAACUUCUUUCUUCUGAGGGGUAAUCAUGAAUGUGCAAACGUUACAAGAGUUUACGGAUUCUAUGACGAAUGCAAGAGGAGAUGUAACAUCAAGAUCUGGAAAACGUUUAUUGAUGUGUUCAACUGUCUACCGAUCUCAGCUGUAGUAGCAUCUAAAAUCUUUUGUGUUCAUGGAGGACUCUCACCUUCACUUUCGAACAUGGAUGAUAUUCGAAGGAUUCAAAGGCCAACCGAUGUACCUGAUUAUGGUCUCUUGAACGAUUUACUUUGGUCUGAUCCUAGUGAUACAGCUACGGAUUGGGAAGAUAAUGAACGUGGAGUGUCUUAUUGUUUUGGCAAGAGUGUGAUUGGUGAUUUUUUGGCUAGGCACGAUUUUGAUUUGAUUUGUCGUGCACAUAUGGUAGUAGAAGAUGGGUACGAGUUUUGGAAUGAGAGGACAUUGGUCACCAUCUUUUCUGCACCCAAUUAUUGUGGAGAAUUUGAUAACUUUGGAGCCGUGAUGAGUGUUUCAGAAGAUUUGCUAUGCGCGUUUGAAUUAUUGAAACCAUUGGAUGGAGCUGCCCUAAAGAAGGAGAUGUUGAAGAAACGGCGUCAGAGGUGA
Molecule: messenger RNA, 1650 nt
Organism: Melampsora larici-populina 98AG31
Lineage: Eukaryota; Fungi; Basidiomycota; Pucciniomycetes; Pucciniales; Melampsoraceae
Exons: 4
Coding region: 349-1650 (433 amino acids)
Cellular component (GO): nucleus; cytoplasm
Molecular function (GO): protein serine/threonine phosphatase activity
Source: RefSeq, a predicted model, not a curated record